AUGCCAGCUAUCACACUCUGCGAAACGUGUGGGCAGCGCCCGAGAUUCGUCGAGGCCUCUGGCAAAGUCCAUCCAUACUGCGGCAAGGCAUGCGCAGACGUCGCCGCUGCAGUAGCCGCGUCUACCAGCGCCAAGCCCCCGAAGACACAGAAGCCCAGCCCAGGUUCCCACUUCAGGCACACUUCCUCCCCGCCCACCAACGGACAGAGCGCACCUAGAGCCGCGAAACUCCCGCCUCCGUCGCCUGACCUGAACCAGGCGCUCGCGGACGAGCUCGCAAGCGCGAAGGCGCUGCAUGGGCAGGGCGUGGGGUUGGACAUCGUCGCUGAGUUCAAGCGGAGGGGCACGUGGCGGAUCGAGGACUGCAAGGGCAUGCGGGAGGUGUGGUUAGCGCGGAGGGCUGCGGACGAGUGGGUGAACAUCGCAUUUUCGUACGUGUUGCCAGAUGCAGCCGGGGGAAGUGGUGCGAGUGUGAAGGGGAAGGAGAAAGACGUGAGAUAUCAGGUUAUACUCUCCAAGCCAAAGAAGGGCGCCAUAAUCGUCAGCGGCAACACUACCACAAGCGGGAAAUUUGCGAUUGGGACAAUUGCGCACUGCUCAGACGGAGCCAAGGCCGCUGAGCGUACGCCCGAAGGGGAGCGCUAUCGUGCUAGUGUAUGGGAAGGGUCUAGGGUGUGUUCACAUAUCACCCUCGUGCUUAGCCUUCUUUUCAUUCAUGAGGAAAUCGAACAGUUUGACGACCUCCCAUCGCAUGUCCGCACAGGUUUCGUGCGAUAUCUGCAGAAGCGAGGGAUAGAUGACGAGCUUGCCAUGUUUGUUAGGGAGUAUGUGAAGCAGAAAGAACAAAUCGAGUACGUCAAUUGGCUAGAAAGUGUACAAACCUUUGUCGCUUGAACGACUUCAACCAACGCUUCUAAUGGACUGAUUAUCACGCGGAUACCCCACUCAUAGCCUAUUCACGCGCAGUGCAUCGUAACUUAUUCUUGGAUUUAUAUGACUGUUCGCACAUGCUGCUUACCGUAUCGUACUUGCGCAUCCUAGACUAGAGAUAUUCCCAUCUCGGAUCUAGUACCCCUCUAGCUACCUUCUUAUUGUAUUCAUGACAUCUCAUGGGC
Coniophora puteana RWD-64-598 SS2 is the source of this 1115-nucleotide messenger RNA. RefSeq names its product mitochondrial glyco protein. Gene Ontology annotation, biological process: cytosolic ribosome assembly. The transcript is spliced from 5 exons. The coding region runs from base 1 to 894 and encodes 297 amino acids. Lineage: Eukaryota; Fungi; Basidiomycota; Agaricomycetes; Boletales; Coniophoraceae. The record is from RefSeq and is a predicted model, not a curated record. Gene Ontology annotation, cellular component: mitochondrial matrix.